Phalaenopsis equestris is the source of this 1216-nucleotide messenger RNA. RefSeq lists its product as uncharacterized. The record is from RefSeq and is a predicted model, not a curated record. Lineage: Eukaryota; Viridiplantae; Streptophyta; Magnoliopsida; Asparagales; Orchidaceae. The transcript is spliced from 5 exons. The coding region runs from base 78 to 962 and encodes 294 amino acids.
UUCAAAUAGCUCCAACCAAAGCCAAGCCUCACUAAACCCCGACAUUCUUCCCCUCCGCCGACGGCGGCAGAGGGUCAAUGAACGAUCUCUCCGGUACCGGCGUCGCCACAUCGAGCCGCCGGCUCUGUGCUCCGGUUCCAGCUUCCGUCCCUUUUGUGCUUUUUCUGCUCCUCCUUCCGGCCACUGUGGUCUCCCUUUUCAUCUUCGUAGUGGUCGGAAACGCACUCUUCCUCGCUGCACUUCUGCUACUCUCAGCUCUCAUCGUUUCACUUCUCCUCUGGAACACCUUAAGCUUCAGGAGGAACCUGGCUGUCCUCCACUUCGUAGACCGCCUGCGCGUUUCCGACCUUCUCACUGCCUCCCAUGGUCAGCUUGUCAAGAUAACCGGCCUUGCUGAAUGUGGUGAUAUUCCGUUAGAAUCUUCAUAUGAAAAGGUUGAGAGAUGUGUUUAUACGUCAACUCUUUUAUAUGAAUAUAGUGGAUUUGGAUUUAAUAUUUCAAUGAAGGACUAUCAUACUGGAUCGAGGAUUGUAAGUGCUGAUGACAGAUAUUUUUGUUGGAAGUUGGCAUAUUUGGAGAGAUUUACUGCUGACUUCUACAUAACAGAUUCAAGAUCUGGAAUCAGAGCUGUAGUGAAAGCUGGUUCUGAUUCCAAAGUGAUUCCUCUGGUCACCGAAACCUCCAUCGUACAUACUAAAAAGAAAAACAGAGUAAUAUCUUCUACUCUGCAGAAAUGGCUGGAAGAAAGGUCCCUUCCAGUUGAACCUCGCUUACUCCAUCUCAAAGAAGGGUUCAUCAGGGAGGGCACCUCUUUGAGUGUGGUCGGGAUGCUCAGCAAAAAAAAUGGCAUUUUUAUGAUUGUUCCACCCCCAGAAGCUAUCUCCACAUGCUGUCUGUUUCAGAAGCUGCUUCUUCCUGUUGAUAUUGAUGGGCUUAUUUUGAAAUUUGGGAAUGAGAAUUGAACUCCUGACAGCCAUUUUUUCAAGGAUGCUAUAUCUUGAGGAGGUGAGCUGUCAUUACGUUACCCUGUGAUAAGCCUUCAGGCUUGCGGACAAAUUUGAUGCAGCCAUAAAAUUAAACAUAACACGUGCUCCAUCCAAAAGGAAGGAGUCAAUUUGACCGGAACUUAUGCCUUGCCGCCAUGAGGUGCAGCGCAGCGUGUUCGAACAGCUUAAUGCUAUUUUCUUUUUCUCUCAAUUAGUGUAUAAUUAUGAGA